Messenger RNA from Periconia digitata, 4416 nucleotides. The record is from the annotation of a GenBank genome assembly. NCBI's taxonomy places the organism in Eukaryota, Fungi, Ascomycota, Dothideomycetes, Pleosporales, Periconiaceae.
CAAACAAAGUCGUCCUGCUGCGAUGCCACGCUAGUCCGCAUUCGGCAGCCGUCCACCUUGUUUCUAUUCUAUAUCUUCCCAACCUUUUGUUUUUCACAAUACUUAUACAGUAACUGUCGUCAGUCAUUAAAGCUAGCACAUCAACACGUUUGGGCCGGCACCAUGGCAACAUCUUCUGUAUCGACCCCAAACGGCGAUCCGGAUAAGCAGACACCGCCGGAUGACGAAGAAUACAACUAUACUCGCCGGAUGGGCUGGAAAGCCUUGUUUACUUUCACUACCAGAAAGCAUGUACCUCUCCUCUCUGCCGCAUUUUUCGCCGCACUCAUUGCUGCUCUUGCCAAUCCCGCCAUUGCCAUUGUGCUUGGCUCCAUUUUUCACCAGUUCACGGAGUUCGGCGGAGGUAGCAUAACAGCAUCCGAGUUUCUUCACCAGGUUUCCAAGUAUUGCAUAUAUCUGACGGCAUUUGGUUGCGCUUGUUGGGUUGGUAACAGCAUCUACUUCACCUUGUUCCUGUCUUUUGGUGAGCUCCAGGCUCAUAACGCACGAGAAGUGAUCUUCGCUACUCUACUUCGGAAAGACAUGUCUUGGUAUGAUACCAGGGAUACAGGUGUUACAGCAUUGCUUCCAUCGAUACAAGCCCAGAUACGCGAUCUGCAAUUGUCUGUUUCUCAGCCCUUGGGCGAGGUUUCGCAAUGUGUGUUUGGAACCAUUGCGUCCCUAGCCGUCGCCCUGUACUCCUCGUGGAACCUGACAUUAGUCGUUAUAUGCUCCGUCCCGAUCGUCUACAUAAUCCUGAGCUUUCUAUCCAUUGCCUUAGGAAAGCGCGCCCACGAGCAAGGCGAAAUGCUUCGUCAUGCACUAGGCAUCGUCACAGACACUAUAUCCCAUAUAGAAGCGGUGAAGUACUUCAACGGCGAACAUUCCCAGCUUCAGAAAUAUGUAAAUGCCAUAAGUCGAUCCGGUCGAGCGUACAAGAAACUGGCAAAUCUCCGCUCUAUGCAGCUGGGAUUUACUCAGUUCUUCGUAUUGAGCAUCUUCGUUCAGGGCUUCUGGUAUGGUAGCUCUCUGGUCAUGAAGGGAAACAAGAACCCUGGUCAGGUGCUUACAACAUUUUGGGCCGCUUUGAUGACGGUACACUCCGUCACCGCUUUUCUACCGCAGUUCAUUGUGCUUCAGAAAGGAAAAGUGGCUGGGGCGAGGCUGAAAGCCAUGGUGGCGCGAAUGUCCAAGGACGAUUUCGGAACUGAAACUACGGGAGAUAUUAGGCCUCAGCAUACCCUAGGAAACAUAGAAUUCAGGCGGGUAUCAUUCUCCUACCCAACACGGCCUGAUCAGCUUGCUCUGCACGAAGUAUCUUUGCUUUUCGCAGCUGGGCAGACAACGUUCGUGAUCGGCAAGAGCGGGUCCGGUAAGAGCACAUUAGGCCAGCUUCUAGUUCGAUUCUAUCACCCACGGUCAGGAACAGUCCAGUUUGACGGGUCACCGCUGGAUUACUUCGACAUUGGAUGGCUUCGUGACCAAAUCACUUUGGUUGAGCAACACAGUAUGCUUUUUGAAGACACAAUCCGUCACAACAUUGCCCUGGGAUGCAAAGGUCGGAAGCCUGACCAGUCCGAAAUUGAGGGGGCCGCAAGGUUUGCUAGGCUUGAGAAAAUGAUCCAGGAUUUUCCCAAAGGAUAUGAGACUAUUCUAGGCCCCCAAAACACGGGUUUGAGCGGUGGCCAAAAACAAAGAAUGGCGUUAGCCAGAGCCCGCUUACGAGACACGCCAGUUCUCGUUCUGGACGAGUCCACGAGUGCGCUCGAUUACACCACGAGGUCUGCAAUUAUCAGUGCAAUCCGCGAAUGGAGACAGGGAAAGACGACCAUCAUUAUCACGCAUGAUAUCUCGCAGAUACAGCAGAAUGAUCGAGUUUUUGUCAUGGAGAAUGCUCAGCUAGUUCAGCAAGGAACCCGAAAGGAUAUGGAACGAGCACUCGAUUCCCCAUUUGCAAAGUUCUUGGGAGCAGAAGAUGAGGAGCUGGAGCCCGAGCCCAAAGAAGACGAAGCGCCAAUGGAUGAUACAGAAGAGAUAAUGUCGCUAUAUGCGGGCUCAUGGGACGGCCAAGUCCAGUCGAAUCGUCGCUCGUUUGUCCCGCUCUUCAGACAGUCGAUGAUAUUCUCUCCGUUCGGUAACAAUACUCAGGACGAUUUCCCAACUUUCUUUAUGUCUAGGGUAAACGCACACGAGUACGAGUCUGAGUGGCCUGACCAAUAUGCGAUGAAGGCAUUGCCCGCCGCAAAACCAAACCAUCAAGGGGAAGUUGUCGCUAUAGGGAAACCAAGGCUAGUUUCUGUUUCAAAGCCCAGAGCAAACAGCCAAAGUGAAAUUAUCUCUCAGAGACACGUCGUCUCUAAUGAACGCCCAUUACCCCCUCUUCCAACUGUUCGUGAGGGCCCUGGGGAUGCCCCCUCCUUUCGUAGGACCUUUCGUGCGAAGAGGGAAUGGCGCAAGGCACGCAGGAACUUCAACAGAGAGUUUCGUUCUACGACUCCUCCUUUGCAUAUCAUGGAGAUUGUUAAAUCCGUCUGGCCUCGAGUAGGUUGGUCUUCGCGCCUCUCGAUCAUAGUCGCUGUGUUCUGCGCCCUGAUUCACUCAGCCGCAACUCCUACAUUCGGUUACGCGUUCUCGAAACUCCUCGAAACGUUUUAUAACAAGGAAGACCAGAAGAAGAAAGCAAUGACUUGGGCCCUAUCUAUACUUGGCAUAUCAGUCAUUGACGGACUGACGACUUACGCCUGGAAUGCAUUGUUCGACAUCGCAGCGCAAACAUGGGCUAAUGCACUCAAGCAGGAGGCGAUGAAGCGCAUCUUGAUGCAGCCUAGAGAAUUCUUUGACAAAGAGGAAAAUGAUGUGUCUCAUCUGGCGGAGUGUUUAGACCAGUUUGCAGAAGAAGCUCGCAAUCUACCGGGUCGCUUUUGCGGCAUUCUACUCGUCAUGUUAUUUACUAUGACGAUUGCUUUUAUCUGGAGCAUCGCCAUAUCUUGGAGACUCACACUGAUGUCUUUGGCCUGCCUUGGAGGCAUGUUCUGUAUAAUGAAGGCAUACAAUACGAUCAGCAAUCACUGGGAGAGUUUGUCCAACGCAGCAAACGAUAUUAUAGGGAAGAACCUGCACGAGACUUUUGUCAACAUCAGAACCGUGCGCUGUCUAGCUCUCGAGGAGGUUUUCCGUGCGAGGUAUAAAGCCUCCACCUCAAAAUCGCUUCAAGUCGGUUUCAAGCGUUCCAUAUAUACUGGGUCUAUAUUUGGGCUGAGCUACGCGAGUUCUCCGCUCGCAACAACCCUUUUGUUCUAUUGGGGCGCAUACAACGUCUCAAAAGGCUACAUGACACCCAUACAAUUCAUAGAAGCUUUCAACAUCCUGAUGUUGAGCGUUUCUCAUGUGGCAAUUAUUGGCAACUACAUUCCCCAGAUCAACGUCGCUCGCGAUGCAGGGUCUCGACUGAUACGGCUUACUCGUCUUCCACAAGAUUCUCACGAACUCGGCGGCACAGAUCAAUUGUUUAGUGUCGGCGACAUCUCUCUCGACAAAGUGAACUUCACCUAUCCCACUCGACCCGAUCAUCAAGUUCUUCAUGACGUGACUUUCGAUAUUCCCCGCGGGAGCUGUACUGCUAUCGUUGGCACCUCAGGAUCAGGCAAAUCCACCAUCGCCGCACUCCUCCUUAAACUCUACCCCACACCAUCGGCUGGUGCACGGAAUCGCCCCGAACUCUCAAUCUCCGGUCAGGACAUUAACAAACUCCACACGCUGACUCUCCGAUCCCGAAUCGCAGUCGUUUCGCAAACCCCCGUGAUCUUCCCAGGCAGCAUCGCAGAGAACAUUGUCUACGGACUCAGCCCAUCGAGCCGCCUCACAUCAGCCGAGCACAUCCGCGCAGCUGCUUCUGCAGCUGGUGCCGCAGAAUUCAUAGAAAGCUUGCCACAAAGCUACCGCACAAUCAUCGGUGAAGGCGGAACCGGUCUCUCUGGCGGCCAGGCACAGCGAAUAGCCAUUGCGCGUGCGCUCGUGCGUGAGCCCGAUAUCCUGAUUCUCGAUGAGGCCACGUCCGCUUUGGAUGUCGAGUCCGCAAACACCAUCCGCGAUACCAUCCAGCGGCUCGUGCGCGACAGCAAAGUCGCAGGUGAAGAAUUUUUCGACGUCCAUUUCGGAGGUACUAUGGGACAAGGUGUGAGUGGUAGCGGGUUGGGAAAGAAGCAGAUGACGGUUAUCAUCAUCACGCACGCGAAGGAGAUGAUGGCGAUUGCAGAGCAUAUUGUCAUGCUGGAUAAAGGCCGUGUUGUUGACCAGGGCAAGUUUGAGCAGCUAAGAAGAAACCAGGGGGCUUUUGGGAGGUUGUUGAAGGGGAAGAGGGUCAGUGUUUUUGCGUAA